This is a messenger RNA of Lytechinus pictus (painted urchin), 6021 nucleotides long. Its product is annotated as twinkle mtDNA helicase-like. The coding region runs from base 208 to 2253 and encodes 681 amino acids. Gene Ontology annotation, biological process: mitochondrial DNA replication. Gene Ontology annotation, molecular function: single-stranded DNA binding; ATP binding; 5'-3' DNA helicase activity. Gene Ontology annotation, cellular component: mitochondrion. Lineage: Eukaryota; Metazoa; Echinodermata; Echinoidea; Temnopleuroida; Toxopneustidae. The record is from RefSeq and is a predicted model, not a curated record. The transcript has 13 exons.
AUACCCGGAAGUGCAAGGUCGCGCCAUUUUCAAAACAAAUCAGACAUGUGCAUGUACGGUGCUCAUUCACUGAACGACAAAAUAGAAUAGAUUGAAAGGAACGCGGACUGCACUGGUAAUCCUAUUUGAGUAUCGUGAAGUGGUAUGAGAGGAUCAGAAAGCAGUGGACAAGUGGAAUAUGCCAGAGUGUAGGAAAUGUGAACAGCCAUGGCUUCCAGUCUCCACAGAAUUCAGAAGGGACAGUAUCUCCUGGGCAGGACACUAUUCACUGCUGCAGUAGCGCCUAGGUUGGUGAAAUUCAACACUGUAGAGGUGGUCUCAUCCCCUAGCCUCUCUGAGAUUAGGAAGUUUUUCAAGGACAAUGGAUGCCAAGUUUCGACAGGCUACACAUGCUUAAAGUUGGUAUGUCCUUACUGCGUGGAUCAGGAUUCUGAGGCUGAACGUAGUGCCAAAUCCAAGGAGAAGCAUCUAUUUGUGAAUAUGACCACAGGUCAUUGUCAAUGUCAGUGCAGCAGAGUAUGCAGUACUUGGCCCAACCUUACUGACAGCCUUGCCAUCGCCAGGAGACAGACCAAGAAGAAGAAGAGCGCCCUCAAACUACCCAAGGAGCAGUCAUGUGAUCAAGAUUGGAGGUCACAGGUCAAAGAUGCUGAGGAAUUGUGGGAGAAGGGCACCGGGUUGAGUGAGCUACGGAGUGAUGCAUUUCGAAAUUUGAAGGACAGGUUUGGGGCAGCGUCACUCUCUAUAGAAACCUUUGAUAGAUUUCAUGCUAGAACAGACUCCAAACGCAAAACACUGAUUCUGCCACAGUAUGGGCCAGAGGGGCAUUACAGGGGGACAGGCUUGGUUGAGAGGUGUAAGCAGGACCCGGAUGACGAGGAAGACUGCCAUUCGCAUCGUGUCCAAUCAAAUGUUCUUCCAAGGGAUUUUUCUCCUUGUCUAUUUGGAUACCACCUGAUUCAGCCUCAGCAGACAGAGGUCAUUCUAACUGCUAAUGCACUGGAUGCUAUGGCGGUCAAUGAAGUGACCGGUCAGACGGCUUUAGCCCUCCCGAGGGGGACGGCUUAUCUUCCACAAGAGGUUUUGCCGCUUCUGGAGCAGUUCCAGAAGAUUGUGCUUUGGUUUGGCAAUGACAUGAGGUCAUGGGAAGCAGCAAAAAGCUUUGGAAGGAAACUCAAUCCCAAAAGGUGUUAUUUCAUCAGACCACUCGAUGCUCACCCUGCCCCCUUGCAGGCCCUAACCAAUGGUCUGAGUCUGAAGAAUAUCCUCCGACAAGCCACGCCCAUGAGCCACAAGUCGAUCGUCUCUUUCCGCUCUCUGAGGGAUGAGGUUCUUGGAGAACUCUCCCAUGCAGAACAGGUCGCUGGGGUUAAGUGGAAAAGAUAUCCUCUUCUUAAUAAGCAUAUGAAGGGACACAGGCGUGGUGAAUUGACUGUCUUCACUGGACCAACAGGGUCCGGCAAGACCACCUUCAUGGCCGAAUAUUCCCUGGAUCUGUGCAUGCAAGGGGUCAAUACACUUUGGGGCAGUUUUGAGAUUCAAAAUGUCCGGCUUGCCAAAAUCAUGCUGACUCAGUUUUCUAUGUGCAAUUUGGAGAAGAACAUUGAUAAGUUUGACCGUUGGGCAGAUAAGUUUGAACUGCUCCCCUUGCAUUUCAUGACAUUCCAUGGCCAACAGAGUCUCAAGACAGUUAUUGAUGCCAUGGCCCACUCCGUCUACGUCCACGACAUUGAGCACGUGAUACUCGACAACCUCCAGUUCAUGGUGGGCGUGUCAGAGCGCCAUCUAUCCGUCGACCGCUUUGCAAUGUAUGACAACAUCAUCGCUGCCUUCAGGAAGUUUGCGACGGAGAACAACUGCCAUGUUUCCGUGGUUAUCCACCCAAGGAAGGAGAAGGAAUCAGAUGAGCUCCAGACAGCUUCUAUCUUUGGUAGCGCUAAGGCAAGCCAAGAGGCUGAUAAUGUCCUGAUCUUACAAGACCGUAGGUUUACUGCUCUAAGGGGUAAAAAGUAUAUACAGGUGGUCAAGAAUCGUUUUGAUGGUGACCUGGGUAUCAUUCCGCUGACCUUCAACAAAGAAACACUGACCAUGUCGCCACCGGUCAAGCAGAAGGCCAAACGUCAGACCAAGAAAGAAAAGGAAGGGUCGGAUGCGGAGAGGAAGACAGCGAAGACAGAAGGAGAGGAGUAUGAACUCUUUGAGGGCAUGAUGCUGAAGAGUAAAGAUGAGUCUGAGAUUGGGAUUGGAGAAUGAAGUGUUCGAUCAAAGUGACGCUAAACUCAAGGAGUUAAAAUGAGUUAAGAGGUUGAGAUCAGCGAGUUUAACAGAAUCCAUGGUAAAGUGUUUGCUCAAUAAGGAGCAAACUCAAAGAGUGAAGAUGAGUCUCAGAUUUGGAUCAGAGAGUGAAAUUGACCCCUCUUCGAGUGUUUACUCAAAAUAAUUCGAACUAAAGAGUUAAAGUGAGUUUUUAGGUCGAGAUCAGCAAGUUAAACAGAAUCUUUGUUAAAGUUUUUGCUCAGUAUGGUGCUAACUCAGGGGUAAAGAUGAGUCUGAGAUUGGGAUUGGCAAGUGAAACUGACCCCUCUUCAAGUGUUUACUCAGUGUAAGUUCAACUUAAGAGUUAAAAUGAGUUUUAGAUUGGGAUCAAUUACUAAAACUGACUCAUCUUUAAAGUGUUUGCUCAUGGUGCUAACUCAAGAGUAAGAAUGAGUCUGAUAUUGAGAUCGGUGAGUGAAACUGACUCCUUGUUAAAUUGGAUGCUCACUAUGGUGCUUAACUCAGAGUAGGUAUGAGCCUGAAAUUGGGAUCGACAAGUGAAACAGACCCCUUAAGUGUUGUGAUCAAUGAGUGAAACAGACUUGUCUUUAAAGUGUUUGCUCAAUGGUGCCAACUCAAGAGUAAAAACAAGUUUGAGAUUGAGGUCCGUGAGUGAAACCGACUCCUUGUUAAAUUGUUUACUCAAUAUGCUAACUCAAGAGUUACAAUGAGUUUCAGAUUAGGAUUGAGUGAGCAUUAUGUGAUGUUAAACUCAAGAGUAAAGACGAGUCUGAGAUUGGGAUGGGCGGGUGAAUCUGGCCCUUCCUUGAAGUGUUGCUCAAUAUGGUGCUAAGUUAAAGAGUUGAAAAUGAACCUAAGAUCAGGAUUAGGGUGUUUAGAUAGCCCAUACAAUCAGUGUUUCUCUGUGAUGAUGAAUAAACCUUUUUCAAUGUUUCAAUGUCAGUUAAAGAACAUCUAUGGUUGCUGCUGAAGAGUGUAAAUGGUAUUGAGUUUGGCAGGUAAAAUUGCCCCCUUUUUUCAGUGUUUGCUUUAUACGAUGAUGUAAAAGGGAAAGGGAAGGCGGUGGAAGGAGGAGGAGUAUUCUAUCAAAGUCAAACUUAACUUGAACUUUCUUCAAAUAAUUUUUUUGUUAACUUUUUGAAAGGUAAUUUCUUAGUCUAUAUUGCCAGAACAGAUGGGGUGUAUACAUAUUGAAAAGGCCAACUUUUGGAACAGAAAACAAAAUUUAAAUUUUCUUGGACUACAAUUUUUUUUUAAAUUACAAUUCACAUUUGACAUUAUAGGUAUUUCCAGGGCUCCUUUAGGUACCUCAAGGGCAAAUUUGCCUGGCGCCCUCAAGUAUUUGUUUCUGUUUCCAAGUCAGAGCUACAUGUUUCACGCAAGUAUCUCCCAGACCGGCCAGACAACGUGAAAUGCAGGAUAGCUGUUGUGAAAGAUAUAAUGUAAUAUGUUAUCUUAUCCUGUGCGUCAGUUUGAUAUGCCAAAAAUGUUGUGUAAUCUGAUUUAUUCUUGUACAAUGUAUUCUUAAAGUAUCGUAUUACAUGCAGUAAUACAGCAUGAUAGUGCAAGAAAAUAAAUGUUGUGUAGCCUUCAUCUGUUGACCAUAAAAUGCGAAAAACAGGGACGCUAAGUUUUUUUUAGCAGACUCGAAUAAAUAUAUGCAAAUUUUUUUUGUGAGAAAAUGUCAGAUUUGGGUGAAGAAUUUGCUCCACUUUGUAUUCAAUGACCUCGAAAGCACUUUAAUUUGCAUUUUAACAUGUAUACCUGCAUAUGUAAAUAAUCCAAUGCAUAUUUCUUUGUGCAGCUAAGGUAUGAAAAAAAAAAAAAAAGCUGACUGACCAACCCAACUUUCUGAUUUUGGGCUUAUGAGGGUAACAGCAAUUUGUUUUAUAAGGCCUACUAAACAUAACACAAAAAUUAAGUUCCCCCCAAUUCAAAAUCACAAUGGCAUUGCUGAAAGUGUUCCAACACUUAUGUACUAAGUUUUGUGUUAAAAUUAAAUUAAUGUCAGAAGAAUUGUGAGUUGUAUAAUGCUACCCUUAUUAGUUAAAGUUCUGAAGGUGAGUGCGAAUAGAAUCAAAUGAAUUGACCACCCAAGUGUUUGUAUGUAUGAAUUAUAAAUAAAAAAAUAUUUAUGCCAAAUGACUGUGGAAGAAAAUAUGUAAUUGCUGAGAAAUUAGCAAAAUGAAUACAGAAUUCCAUCAAUUGUCGGGUAUUUUUCCAAGCAAUAUUAGUACUUUGUGUUACAUAUACUUUUCUGUGUUAGUGAUCAUAAAUGCUGUCAGUUUUCAGCUAUUAAGAUUUCAUGAUUUCACAAAGAUGAGUAUAUACAUGUUAAUGUACCAGAUGUAGAUCUAUGAUAAUAGAGUACUGAAGUGUGACGUCACGAUGUCAUGACAACGAACCGGCUGGUUCUAAACUGAGUCGCAACUGCACGGUCGUCGGUACACAUUUGUAUUUGCAAAAAUGGUGAUGUGUUUUGUCCCUGGUUGUUAACCAUCAUUCUGAGGGUCAUAACAGGGCGCCGUUUCAUUAAGCUGUUCGUAAGUUAAGAGCAAUUUUGAGAACGACUGGCGAUCCUUUCUUGUGGUAAAUGGUAAAAUAAAUUGCCGAUGGAGUAGCGUGUAAGCAAGGAUCACCAGUCGUUCUUAAAGUCGCUCCCAACUUACGAACAGCUUUAUGAAACGGCCCAAGAUUCAUUUGUUUAGAACCAGACUGCCAUGACACCAUGGCAUCUGACGUCUUCGCUUCUGUAUUCCAAAAGGUGACAAUUAACCUCAAUUUUAAAGACUUAAAUCAAAUUAAAAAUUUUUUUGCUGCAACUACAUUCUUUUAGGCCUUUAAUUGAUAAUUGACCAUUUGGCUUUUAAAGCACUGUCCACUCCUGUUUGACCCAAAUGAUUGCAAUUAUGAUCUAAUUCUCAGCUGAAUCUUGUGACUUUGAUAUUAAAGGGAUGCUCUGGGCUGAAAAAAAUUAUGUCUAUAUAAAUAGAGUAAAAUUCACUGAGCAAAAUGCUGAAAUGUCAUCAAAAUCAGAUAACAAAUAUUGAAGUUAUUGAAUUCUAAAGUUUAGCAAUAUUUUGUGAAAAAAAGUUAUAUGCACGUCAUCAUGAAUAUUCAUUAGGUGGGCUGGUGACGUCAUAAUUGUUUCAUUUUUUCAUACGUGUGAACAAUGUGUCUCCUUUAUAAUGAAAUAAGUCGUAGCAAUGAAUAUCUACUGCAAUAAAUCCGGUGUCAAUCCAAUUAUUUCAGUUCUUGGUAGAAAAAUUUUGAAUAAACAUAUAUAAUCAUAUAAUCAUAUAUAAUAAAAUACAAAAGAACAAGUGGGGAUAUGACAUCAUCAAUUUGCUCAUUGAAUAUUCAUGAAGAAAUGCCUAGAACUGUUUCACCAGAAUAAUGCAAAUAUUUGAAAUGCCAUAACUUUGUUAUUCCUUGUCCGAUUUUGAUCAAAUUUUCAGUGUUUUGUUUGUCUGAUUUUUCUAUGUGUUUAUAUCAUAUUAUUUUCAGCCCGGAGCAUCCCUUUAAUCAUGACUGGAAAAAGUCACUAACUAGGAGUUAUUUUGCAUAGUAUCCGUUAAGCAUUAAAAAUGUAUUCCAUUCUGAUUUACAGGGGAGCUCUGACCCUUUUUGUGUUAUGUCUAGUUGGAUGAAUUUUUUAUUUUGUUGUGUUAAUAUGGAUGUGCUAGCUAUCAUGUCACCUACAUGUAUACCAUCAUACAUGUAAUUAAAGGAACAUAUUUUCAU